AUGACUUCAAUAAAUCAAAAAUUUUUGUUUUUGUUAAUUUUUUGUCUUUAUUUGACUUUUGCUGUUAGUCAGAAUUCUAUCAACACUACCAUAAACAAUUCCAUUUCUUUAUCUUCCGAUACUGAAUGCGCGAAAUUUUUCGGGGUCAGUGAAUGCAGUACAUGUCAAAAAACAGCAUAUAGAGCCUCUGACAAAAGCCUUUCAAAUUGUUUCAAGUUACAAAAUUUGACUCUCGACGAUUCAACUGAAUCUGAUUCUGCUUUGCUGAAGAGUAAAUGUGAUCCAACUUGCAAUCAAACUGCGAUAAAGACUUUAAACGAAGAUAUUCAAAGAGAGUCUCAACAAGACUUGUCUGAAUGGGCGCAACAAAGUGAUUAUAAUAAUGACACUAAGUAUAUUUUACCGGUUCUUUGGGAUGCAGUUUACUCAGCAAUUCCAAAUAUACUGGCUUCGUGCAGUCAAGCUUCUGAUGGAUUUAAAGAAUAUGUAUCAAGUCUAGACAAAAAUAACUUUACAGUACAAUUAUUUCCACCUAAUGGGUUAGUUUCAUAUGGUAAUCCCAAAGAAACAGUAUCAUUACCAACGAAUAUUACUUGCAGUAACUGUUACUCAGCGUUGGCAAAACCUUGGAUCGAUUUCUACAAAAUGAAUUCAUCGUUAAUUCCUGUCGUUCAAACAAAAUUGUUAAACCGAUUGAAGGAAAUUUAA
Molecule: messenger RNA, 708 nt
Organism: Ambispora gerdemannii
Lineage: Eukaryota; Fungi; Glomeromycota; Glomeromycetes; Archaeosporales; Ambisporaceae
Source: the annotation of a GenBank genome assembly